Hymenoscyphus albidus is the source of this 3568-nucleotide messenger RNA. The record is from the annotation of a GenBank genome assembly. NCBI's taxonomy places the organism in Eukaryota, Fungi, Ascomycota, Leotiomycetes, Helotiales, Helotiaceae.
GCGAUCUGGCUUGAUCCUCGAUUACUGGAAAGGGAUGCGGCGGCGCGUCCACCAAAUUUCUCCUGAGUAAAAAGCACCACUUUCCCCUUCCCUUUCCCAUUCACACGACAACCUCCCGAGGCGAUUGAUCUAUUGAUCGAUUCCAAUGCUACUUUUUUAAUUGUGACGACGACGUUCUUCUUUCCUUGAGGAUUACGCUCCUUGUAAUUAUCUGGUGCGGGUAAUUUUCAACGAACCCUUGGCCAGGGCUUUGAAAGCUCCAGUUCCAGUUCCAGUUUCGCAACCUUUCCUUCGCACCACACCCACGAAAUCGCCACCAUGGCGAAGGCAGCGAAAUCUGCCACUCCGCCGCCGGUGAGAUCGUCUCGAAGUCCGCAACCACCAGUCAAGCGAUCAAAAAAACCUACGGAUUAUACGUCUGAGGGGGUAGCGGACCACGAUGUCUUCCUACUGCCUGGGUCCGACUACCAGGUCAUGAUCGCCAUUACGCUACUUGCAACGGUUGUUAGAUUGUUCAGAAUAUAUCAGCCCAGCAGUGUCGUCUUUGAUGAAGUGCAGUACGUUAAAUAUCUCCCGUUUAUAUGCCAAUUUCUAACCAGUCUGUUUGAACAGCUUUGGAGGAUUCGCAUCCAAAUAUAUCAAGGGGAAAUUCUUCAUGGACGUCCACCCACCUCUCGCAAAACUUCUUCUCACAUUAGCUGGAUGGUUAGCUGGAUUCAAUGGCGAGUUCGAUUUUAAGGAUAUUGGAAAAGAUUACCUCGAGCCAGGUGUGCCAUAUGUGGCUAUGAGAAUGCUGCCAGCUAUCUGCGGUAUUCUCUUAGUCCCAACUAUGUUCUUGACUUUGAAGGCAUCUGGGUGCAGAACCUUGACUGCGGCUUUGGGAUCUUCUUUGAUUAUAUUUGGUAUGCAACUCAAGUACCGCUUUCUUAAUAUCAAGGCUAACCAAUUUAGAAAAUGGUCUCCUUACCCAAGCUCGUUUGAUCCUCCUCGAUUCUCCUCUUAUGAUCAUGACCGCUUUCACAGCAUUGGCAUUUACUUCCUUCACCAAUCAACAUGAGCAAGGACCAACGAGGGCGUUCCAGCCCACUUGGUGGUUCUGGCUUGCGAUGACUGGGUUUGGAUUGGGUGCAACAGUCAGUGUCAAAUGGGUUGGACUUUUCACAAUUGCCUGGGUUGGUAGCUUGACCCUUCUUCAGUUGUGGGUUUUGCUUGGAGAUGUCAAAACUGUGACACCAGUAAGUCUUUAUCUUCUCCCCCAAAAAAAAAACCAAAACAUCAAACGCUGACCAGAUAUAGCGUCUCUUCGCCAAACAUUUUGUUGCUCGCAUCUUUUGUCUCAUUGUUAUUCCAGUCGUCUUCUAUAUGUCGAUGUUUGGAAUCCACUUUCUUUGCCUCACAAAUCCAGGUGAUGGGGAUGGAUUCAUGAGCUCCGAGUUUCAGGCCACCCUUAAUUCCAAAUCUAUGCAAGAUGUCCCAGUUGACGUUGCAUUUGGCAGCAUUGUCAGUAUCAGACACCACAACACCCAAGGAGGAUAUUUGCAUUCACACAACCUCAUGUACCCCACUGGAAGUAAGCAACAGCAAAUUACUCUCUACCCACACAAGGAUGAGAACAACGCAUGGCGUUUGGAGAACCAAACUCAGCCACUUGAUGCUACCGGAAGCCCCAUUAAUGGAUCGCAAGCUUGGGAUGCUAUCAGUCCACCAAACUAUAUCAAGGAUGGCGAUACCAUCAAGUUGUACCAUUGCCCCACCCACCGCCGUCUUCAUUCUCACGAUGUCCGUCCACCUGUCACUGAGGCAGACUGGCAAAAUGAGGUUUCCGCAUAUGGUUAUGAAGGGUUUGAGGGCGAUGCCAAUGACUUCUUCAGAGUUGAGAUUAUUAAGAGUAUGUCUGAUGGUGCCGAAGCUUCUAAGCGUGUCCGCACUAUUCAAACCAAGUUCAAGCUCGUUCACGUCAUGACUGGUUGCGUUUUGUUCUCUCACAAGGUCAAGCUUCCUGAGUGGGCGUCUGAGCAACAAGAGGUUACUUGUGCCAAGGGAGGAACCCUUCCUAACAGUGUUUGGUAUAUUGAACAAAAUGAACAUCCUCAACUUGGCCCAGAUGCAGAGAAGGUCAAUUACAGAAACCCGGGUUUCUUGGGAAAAUUCUGGGAGUUGCAAAAGGUUAUGUGGCGCACAAAUGCUGGUCUGGUUGAAUCUCACGCUUGGGACUCCCGUCCACCAUCUUGGCCCAUUCUCCAACGUGGUAUCAACUUUUGGGGCAAGGAUCACCGUCAAAUCUACCUUAUCGGCAACCCAAUCAUUUGGUGGACUUCCACCUUGGCUAUUCUUACAUUUGUUGCCUUUAAGGGUCUCGCAGUUUUGAGAUGGCAGAGAGGCUUCAGCGACUACGGAAACCCAAUUUUCAAACGUUUUGAUUACGAGAUUGGUACAAUGGUUCUCGGAUGGGCCUUCCAUUAUUUCCCAUUCUAUCUCAUGCAACGUCAACUUUUCUUACAUCACUACUUUCCCGCUCUUUACUUCGCCAUCAUCACCGGUUGCCAGAUCUACGAUUAUGUCACUGCUCGCAUUCCAGGUAUUGGACUCCGCGAGAACCCAAUAAUUGGUCGUCUUGGUGCAGUUCUAUUCCUGGGUCUCAGCGUUGUGGUUUUCGGACUCUACGCCCCCCUUUCCUACGGAAACCCAUGGACACAGUCCGCUUGCAACAAGGUCAAACUCUUCGAAUCCUGGGACUUUGAUUGCAACAAUUUCCUCACCGAUGUAAAUAUUCCCCCUGCGGUACUCCCGAACCGCGACCGGAGUUAGCUGUGAUACUUUUUCUUAUAUACUGAUUUUUUUAGUACUCUCAAUACGCCAACAAAGUAUUCAACGCCAAAGAAAAUGUUCACAAGACUGAUUCUCCUUUGAUCCCAACUGAAGCUGCUGUUUACCCACCACCAGGUGAUGGUGCUCAGCAAAUAAUUCAAGAAGUGUUUCCCUCAAGAAUGUCCGAAGCGCCCGAGGCCGCUAUGUCUGCACCACCAGAGGCACCAGUCCCAGCCGGGCAAAGCGUUCUGUCGCGUGAAGAGAAAAUUGAAUACAGAGAUCAAGAUGGCAAUCUUUUGGAUGCUGAGCAAGUCAAAGCGUUGGAAGGCAAAGUCAGCUUCAAGACACGAUACGAAACCCGAACACGCUUGGUAGAUCCAAAUGGCAAUGAAAUUAACCCGCCUCCUGAGGAAGCCGGAGUUGCUCCCCCUCAUCCAGAUGUUGAUGGACCAGAUUCAUCGACCAUCGCCAAAGCCGAGCAGAAUGCUGCAGAUAACAAGGCAGUUGAGGCGGAGGAAAGCAAGGAGGAGAGGAUUGUCAAGUCGGACGCUGGAGCAGCAAAGCCUGCCAGUGAAGGGAAUGAGGCUACGGUUGCUGCAUAGAUGGCAGGGCAUGGGGUUAAAAGGUGUUCUUUUUUCUCUUUUUGAGUUGAUUUCAUUUGUUCAUUCUUUGGGAUAUUUGGGGUUCACAACCAUGGGACUGGGUGUGUUUUUUAGCAGGGGCGGAUUUCGAAAAGAUACUGCUAAUGUAAACUAUUACA